GGCGGGCGGACGGCCGGGCCCGCGGCACUUCCGGCGGGCGGCGUGAGGGGGCCGCGGCGGCGGCGGCGGGCGGGCGGCGCCAUGGGCAUCCUGGAGAAGAUCUCGGAGAUCGAGAAGGAGAUCGCCCGCACCCAGAAAAACAAAGCUACCGAGUACCACCUCGGCCUCCUGAAGGCAAAGCUCGCAAAGUACAGAGCCCAGUUACUGGAACCUUCCAAAUCCUCUGCCGCGAAAGGAGAAGGCUUCGAUGUGAUGAAAUCUGGAGAUGCCCGGGUGGCGCUGAUUGGGUUUCCUUCCGUGGGUAAGUCCACCUUCCUGAGUUUAAUGACCUCGACUGCCAGCGAAGCUGCGUCCUACGAGUUCACGACCCUGACGUGUAUCCCGGGAGUCAUAGAAUACAAAGGAGCCAACAUCCAGCUGUUGGAUCUGCCCGGGAUCAUCGAGGGAGCAGCACAAGGGAAGGGCAGAGGUCGGCAGGUGAUAGCUGUGGCCCGGACAGCAGACGUUGUUAUUAUGAUGCUGGAUGCCACGAAGGGUGAAGUACAGCGGGCCCUGCUGGAGAAAGAACUGGAGUCUGUAGGAAUCCGGCUGAACAAAAGCAAACCAAACAUCUACUUCAAGCCGAAGAAGGGUGGAGGCAUCUCCUUCAACUCGACGGUCACGUUAACUCAGUGCUCCGAGAAGCUGGUGCAGCUCAUCCUCCACGAAUACAAAAUCUUCAACGCCGAGGUCCUUUUCAGAGAGGAUUGUUCCCCUGAUGAGUUCAUUGACGUGAUUGUGGGCAACAGGGUCUACAUGCCGUGCCUCUAUGUCUAUAACAAGAUCGACCAGAUAUCCAUGGAGGAAGUGGAUCGUCUUGCUCGGAGACCCCACAGCGUUGUAAUCAGCUGCGGCAUGAAACUGAACCUGGACUACUUGCUGGAGAAGCUCUGGGAAUACCUGGCACUUACCUGCAUCUACACCAAGAAACGAGGACAGAGACCAGACUUUACAGAUGCCAUUAUUCUACGGAAAGGGGCUUCUGUGGAGCACGUGUGCCAUCGAAUUCACAGAUCAUUAGCCAGCCAGUUCAAAUACGCCUUGGUGUGGGGGACAAGCACAAAAUACAGCCCUCAAAGAGUGGGCUUAACCCAUAUGAUGGAACACGAAGAUGUCAUUCAGAUCGUAAAGAAGUAGCUCUCUUUGCUGGCGCCUGGCCUUGUCUUUAAUCACUAGAAUUGGAACUGACCACAUAAAAGCAAAGCAAAACAAAACAUAAAAAGAAAAAGGGAGAUGCGUUCCACAGCUGAGAAAGCAAGAAAGCUUCUGUGAAGCUCCUUCCCUUGGAGAAAGGUAUAAAAUGAGGCUACUGCUUGCAGGUGGGGAUGGGGAAGAUGGGUUUCCAUCUUGCAGAGUUUCAGGCGAGGUAAAUUUUGUUAAAAAUAUUAAAAAAAAAAAAAGGAGCCAGUUCUUCUAGGACACAGUUCCUGGAGCUGGCAAUGUCCUGCCCCUAGUAGGGUUUGCACAAGUCUGUGUCAGCCUCCCAGUGGCUCGCUCCACCAGUGGGAAGUUUAUGGAUUUGUGUGAACAAGUCUGGCCCUGUGCUUUGGGACAAGGAAGCCAGAGCUGCGAGAACAUUGCUGAUGCUUUGCUGCUUAUCCGUUCACUUAAUUUAAGCAUUGAUCUGAAACAGAAAGUGAAGUUCUUCCUCUCCUGCUCAUCGGACACAUCUCUACAGCUUUCGUGGUCGGAGACGUCAGUCUCUGUGUCUGAGACAAGCCCUGGUGAAUUUAUGAUGGUCCCUCCUCAGUUACAUUAAGACGUGGCACUCCGUGCCUCCCGUUAGCUCUGCGGCGGGUUUUGUAGGAUGUCCUGGUCCGGCUGGUACUGAGAUGAGAAAAAAUGAAACCUUGUUCAUGAAAGGUGAGCCGAACUGCAGCAGGGUACGAUCAAAGAGCCAUAGGCUGCAGCGAGGAUUCACUUCUGGCAUAUCGCUGGUGCAAGGAGUUGUCUCGGGAGUUCCCUCCUUCGCUCUCGUCCUGCCCAUUAGUCCCUGAGAGUAUCGCGGGGGGUCUGCUUCUUGUUCGUGCCCCUAAAUUCCAGUAACAGCUCGUUGAGCUCAGUACCCUCCCCUGCCAUGGGUUUUACCCCAGCCCUGUUAAACAGCAUUGCUUGUUUGGGUAUUUUUCAUCAGAAGUCUGGGAUUUUUCUAAUCGUGCUUUUUCAUUAAAUAUCGAUGCUAAAUAAUUCAGAGUGCCUGACAGAGAACAGCUCUUUCCUUCUGGGAUCAAGAGUUGCCGAUAGCUUUUAUUUUCUUUCAUGGAGAAAGGGUUCGGUCUGAUGUGGAUUGUUAACUGUGAGGACAGGUCUGAUAGAAAACUUGUCUGAGCAGGGCUCCUUCCCUCUUCUGUGCUCCUCCCCACCCCUCACAAACUGAUCGAGCAGAAAUGGAAGGAAUAUUUUAUUUGAAAAAAAUAAAAAUUGCUAUUUCAUGUGAA
Cygnus atratus (black swan) is the source of this 2477-nucleotide messenger RNA. It is a transcript of the gene DRG2, whose product is annotated as developmentally regulated GTP binding protein 2. The record is from RefSeq and is a predicted model, not a curated record. Bases 82 to 1176 code for a protein of 364 amino acids. Gene Ontology annotation, biological process: cytoplasmic translation. The transcript has 13 exons. Gene Ontology annotation, cellular component: cytoplasm. NCBI's taxonomy places the organism in Eukaryota, Metazoa, Chordata, Aves, Anseriformes, Anatidae. Gene Ontology annotation, molecular function: GTPase activity; GTP binding.